GCCCAGCCCAUUCGUUUCGUAGCCGGAACCCGCGGGAUAUAUCCGCGUGGGCCUGCGCCAUGGCUGAAAGUGGCCGGACACCUCAGGCCCGGGCGCUCCUGCAGCAGUGCCUGCAAGCCCGGCUGCAAGUACGCCCCGCCGAGGGGGACGCCGCGGCCCAGUGGGUGGAGGUUCAGAGAGGAUUAGUGAUCUACGUGUGCUUUUUCAAGGGAGCUGAUAAAGAACUUCUUCCCAAAAUGGUUAAUACACUGUUAAAUGUGAAAUUAAGUGAAACAGAAAAUGGCAAGCACGUCUCUAUACUGGAUCUACCUGGCAACAUUCUUAUCAUCCCUCAAGCCACCCUUGGGGGGAGAGUAAAAGGAAGAAACAUGCAGUAUCACUGUAACUCUGGCAAAGAAGAAGGGUUAGAACUUUAUUCCCAAUUUGUGACUCUCUGUAAAAAAGAAUUAGCUGCUAACAGUAAGUGUGCCGAAGCUGGGGUUGUGGUGGAACACGGCACUUACGGGAACCGGCAGGUGUUGAAGCUCGAUACCAAUGGACCAUACACACACCUAAUUGAGUUUUGAGAAAUUAAAAGUUUCUACAGUUGUUUUCUGGUAUAAAAUGAUCUGGGGUAUAAUUAGAUUUUCGUCCCCUUCUCCUUGAGUAUACUAAUCUGCAGCAUUUUUAGGCAAGAAAAUCCUGGGUCCCAUCCAUAACUCUGCAGCCUGCUUAAUUGGAUGAUCUUGCCAAGUCACCUAAACUCUGGAUCUCAGUCACCCUUUUUCCUGCUUUCCCUAUACAACACACGAGAAUUUGAAAAAUGCCUUCUAUUCACUUUAUGGGCAUUGAUAAGAACAUGGAAGUGAGCUGUACUUAAGCAUUUUGUACUUAAGAGAGAGCUGUACUUAAGCAUUUUGUAGUGAAAUUUUGUGCAGUCAAGAAAAAUGUAUUUCUUAUACCUUCAAAUGUACUAGUAUGUAAUAAAAAAUCAUAUUUGUAUCAAAACUAGGUAAAACCUAGCAUAAACUGAUUAUAAUUUUAUUAAUUUUGUUUUAGUAUUUCAGAUUUCCAUAUUUUGAAUGGAAAAAUAUGCAAUUUACUAUUCUUUUUAAUAAUAUCUAUGAAAGUAUAAUAUAGAAAUGUUAUUAUGCAUUUUAGUAUUACUUUCUAAGGACAUCCAAGUGCUUUAAAUUUUUUUAAGAAUUUUUAGUUAAUAUAGGAAUGAGGUAUGGGGGAUUAAAAGUUGUUUUUAUUUAAUAUACCAUUGGGUUAAUAUCUGUUCCUCUUUGUUUUACCAACACAAUGUAUGUCUCAUGUUCUGUCUUUGGUUUUUAAAAGUUACUGCUUCAUGAAAUUAGUGUUAGUUCAUAAAAUUUUCAGGAAGUUCCUUUCUUGUCAAUUUAGACUGCUGUAAAAGGAAUAAAAAGGGAAGCUUUCUACUGGAAUUAUUUGAAAACAAGUUGACUUGUUCAUUUCUGUUUUAUAUACUUAAUGAUUUGGAGCCAGUAUCAUGUUUUCUAUUAGUGAAUAUUUGUGUCCUCCUCAAAAAAAAAUCUCAUAUGUUGAAGUCCCCCAGUGUGGUAGUAUUUGGAGAUGGGGCCUUUGGAAGGUAAUUAGGGUUAAUAGGUCAUGAGAAUAGGGGCCUCUUGAUGGGAUUAGUGUCCUCAUAAGAAGAAACACCAGAUAGUUUGCUCACUCUUCUCUGCUGACCAUGUGAGGAUGCAGUGAGAAGGGGGCCAUUUACAAGCCAGGAAGAGAAACUGACCAUUCUGAAGUCUUUACCUUGAACUUCUAGCCUCUUGAACUAUAAGAAAAUAAAUUUCUGUUGUUUAA
Messenger RNA from Camelus dromedarius (Arabian camel), 1815 nucleotides. It is a transcript of the gene DTD2, whose product is annotated as D-aminoacyl-tRNA deacylase 2. Lineage: Eukaryota; Metazoa; Chordata; Mammalia; Artiodactyla; Camelidae. Gene Ontology annotation, molecular function: D-tyrosyl-tRNA(Tyr) deacylase activity. The transcript has 3 exons. Gene Ontology annotation, biological process: tRNA metabolic process. The record is from RefSeq and is a predicted model, not a curated record. Gene Ontology annotation, cellular component: cytoplasm. Bases 60 to 566 code for a protein of 168 amino acids.